AAGCCACUGAACGGUGAUUGACAAGGUAAGCUCGACAGUCUGAGACGGGCCUGAGAUACCUUCAAAAAUACCUGCGACUUUCGCAAAUGUCCGACAUCAUUUCCAGGAAAGGCAUUGACCCUGAACGUGCGUCGCGUGUCCACCGCUUGCUUAUUUGCACUCUUAUCCAUCAAUAUCGACUGCUCUGCAUGGCUACCUGGACAAUAUUUUCGCCACAAACGCCAGCAACCAAUUCAUUUGGAAAGAAAGACCCUGAACAUCCAAUGCGCAUGAACAUAUACCGUGUCAUGAAAGCUGUCUACCAUAUGUUAGACCCAUCAAACGAACCGAGUUCCACAGUUGAUGAAGUAAAACAUAUCGCAACCCUUGAAUACACAGCCUUGCAAGAAAAACCAGGUCCCCCUGACAUAUCAAACCUCUUCAUACAUCUGCGCCUGUCCACAGAGAUUGAUACGCGCUUUACUGUUGUCUGUCGUGACAUGCAGAUCGAAGACAAAGGAGAGAAUGUUUGCAUUUCCCUCCCCAGCGAGCUUACACCUGUUAUAAUGGACAUCUCUGGGUUUGUCCGCGAGUUCGUCUUCAGAAGGCCCACCAUUGAGUGGAAACCAGCUUCGGAAAUUAGGUUUUGCAAUAUGGUAUGGCAGGAGCUGCAAGCGGAGAAAUACCAUCAACGUGUUUCACAGCACCGACAGGAGGUUGGUGGUGGCACAGAUCUAGACACCAUUGUACCACAGCGAUGCUCGAUGUGCUCCAUAUGCACCUCUAGUCUUACCCACUGCAAUAGCUGCCAGGUUGCAUCGUGCAGAUCGCUUCGUUGCCGUGGAUCUUCUGAACCCCCACUUGCACGUUGCAUUAGCCAUCCGAACGAGACACUAUGUUUUCCAUGCCUUGAAGAGCAGGGGUCCCGGAGGAAGCUAGAGAAGUGUCCUGUGUGCGAAUUUUGGUGCCGUGCCACGGAUAUGACCUCGUGUUGUGGUCAUCCCAUCAUCCCUCCAAUUUCUCGCGCAUCCUCCACUGAAGAGUAUAUGCAUGUGAUGACUCUCUGCUACCAAUCAGAUCGUGUCCACCCACCCAAGAUUGGUUCCUGCAACGAUUGCAUGCUGCCAGGGUGGCAGAGUUGCAGAAGCAACGGAUGUUGGUCAGCGUACAGUGUGCUCUGUCCAGAAUGCACGAGUAAUGGUGUAACGUGUAUGUGCCAGAGCACGUGGGCAUGCGAUAUUUGCGCGGAACACGACCCAAACAUAUUUAUCCACUGCCCGCGCUGCGACAGGCCAUUUUGCACCUUUUGCACCUAUAUCGACACAUGCGGGCGGUGCGAGCGUGCCUCCCUCUGCAAUGACUGCAUUGAGGAAGCGUCGGAUGCGGAUGACUCCGCUGAAGAUGCGCCUGAUGCAGAUGACUCCGCUGAAGAUGCACCUGAUGCAGAUGACUGCGCUGAAGAUGCGCCUGAUGCAGAUGACCGGGUGGUGGAAAGGGUUACUGGGCUCACCGCCUUCGCAUGCUGCGGGAAGAGGCUGUGUGAUCACUGCGUGCGAUGGCACAUGCUGAUAUGGUGUCAGGGUUGAGCCAAUGCAGGAGAUGGAUGGACUUCAAUGCACAAGACGUACAAACUCAGAUGCAUCACUCUCACUAUUUGCGACGCUCAAUGAUUUUUUUCUUCUCGUCACAAUGAGACAUAUUCAAGAUAGGGUCACUGACCAAUAAAUAAAGAGGAGGGUGAGAGGAUCCUGGACAUUGCAUGAUCUCCCUUCCUCAAAACCAAUACCAUGACAUAGCUGACGGCGAGAAAGUAGUUGUAUGUGCCAACAAGUCCAGAGAUUCGAGCGGGUAUGUAGGUAGUUCAUGCUAUGCGACGAAGCUGCAAGGUUU
This is a messenger RNA of Suillus clintonianus, 1869 nucleotides long. RefSeq lists its product as uncharacterized. The record is from RefSeq and is a predicted model, not a curated record. NCBI's taxonomy places the organism in Eukaryota, Fungi, Basidiomycota, Agaricomycetes, Boletales, Suillaceae. The coding region runs from base 87 to 1565 and encodes 492 amino acids. The transcript is spliced from 2 exons.